Messenger RNA from Funneliformis caledonium, 357 nucleotides. The record is from the annotation of a GenBank genome assembly. NCBI's taxonomy places the organism in Eukaryota, Fungi, Glomeromycota, Glomeromycetes, Glomerales, Glomeraceae.
AUGCCAAAAAUAGAAAAAGUGUUUAUUGAAGAAAGAAAAGUUGUCAAAGAUAAAGAUGUGAUAAAAAUACUUGCUAAUCCUAAUGAUUAUUCUCUUGAAGAUAUUCUCAAAUUAGUUAAGAAAAAGUUAAAAGGAGUAUCUGAAAAGUUAAAAGAAAAAGAAGAAGUUUCUUCCUUAGAAAAAGAUAGUGAUUCUCUAAGUGAAAAAGAAACACCUCUUUCUACUCCUCAAGGAUCAUCAAUACCAAAGAAUAUUAAUAAAGAUAAAAAUAUUUAUGAGUUUAAUAAAGAUAAGCAAAAAGCCUUUUCUCUUUCUGAUUUAGAACAAUUAAAUAAUUUUUUAUUCAAAAUGAGAUAA